Molecule: messenger RNA, 4604 nt
Organism: Boeremia exigua
Lineage: Eukaryota; Fungi; Ascomycota; Dothideomycetes; Pleosporales; Didymellaceae
Exons: 3
Coding region: 396-4604 (1402 amino acids)
Biological process (GO): establishment of meiotic spindle localization; mitotic cell cycle; spindle organization
Cellular component (GO): spindle pole
Molecular function (GO): protein binding; O-methyltransferase activity
Source: RefSeq, a predicted model, not a curated record
CCUCGACCUAUUACGUCACCGGAAUCUUUCACGAGGCAGUACUUCGCUACUCCACCACACUUUAUGCUGCAUGUUAGACUUUCUUCAUUUGACAGCUCGCAAUAUGCGUAACAAAAAUGAGUGUCAGGAGUUGCUGAAAUCCGCCCUUUACUCAUAGAUAGUUAGCACGUCUCUGCCAACUACCUCACCUGGGUCUCUCCUCUCCACUGCCUACACAAACGAGGUAAUACUUUGCGAAAGAUCACGCUGGCAGCUUGCGGCAUUCAUCGAUUGUCCGAAUGUCCGUAUGUCCGUAAGUUCACUUUCGUGAGGUUAUGACUCUUGAAGCUGCGAUAUAAAAUCAGCCUCCAAAUCGUUUCGGCCAAUAUCCACUCUCACAAGAGACCGCCGAAGCCAUGUCUACCUCUACCAACCCGUCUCCAAUUCAAGCCCCGCAGCACGUGCUAGACCUCCUAUCUCGUCUGCACACCGCGUCUCUAGAACAAGAAGCUGCGAUCUCCGGCAAGAAGGUGUUCUCCUCGGUAGUCAUCGGAGACAUCGAGGAUAGGCUUGCCGGUCAGGGCGAUGCUAAAAGUGAGUUCGACAAGCUCAUGCUGGACAAGUUCAUCGCUCUAGACGAAGACAAAUGCCACUUUGUCUAUCAGUUGAUCAUGGCCAUGGGAGCGACCAACGUCGUGGAGGCGGGCACCAGCUUUGGCGUUAGUACAAUCUAUCUAGCGCUUGCCACAGCUCAGACCAAGGCUGCGACAGGCAAGAAGGGUACAGUCGUUGCUACGGAGAAGGAAUCGCAGAAGGCAGCCAUCGCUCAAGGCUACUGGAAGGAGUGCGACGUCGAAGAGCACAUAGAUCUCAGAGUUGGCGACCUCCUCGAGACGCUGAAGGGUGACUUGCCCGAGAUCGACCUUCUUCUGCUUGAUAUCUGGUCAGCCCUAGCGCUGCCAACUCUCAAGACCGUCCUGCCAAAGCUCAGGCACGGCGCCGUGGUCCUCACCGACAACACCAUCUCAGGUGCCGAGGGCUACAAGGAGCUGCUGGCAUUUUUGCGUGCGCCGGAGAAUGGCUUCCAGAAUACCACCUUGCCUUACACCAACGGCUUCGAGAUGACGAAAACUUCCCCAAUCGUUACCUUCAUCAGCGUGAGGUCUUGCAUCUGUACAAUGACGUUCUACGGGUGCCAGGGCCGAUGUUGCUGGGGGAACCGGCAGUAUCGUGUAAACAACGACAGCACGUUAGCGGCCGGCGCUAGCUUCCAUCCCGUCCGCGCCUUCCCAGGUCACAUCUUGGAAGACUCCACCGACUUUGCGCAGGCGCGUCUAACCCUACCUAAUACACCAGCCUCGACAAUGUACAGAUACGCAGCGGGCACGCCCUGCCCGGCGCCGUCGGCCGCGUCGCAGGCAAGCAGCCGUUAUUACGAUUAUGGGUCUGUUUACUCCGGCCACAUCGAGGACGGCACGACCGCAAACAUCGAAUUCACGACCGAGAUCCAAGCAAAGCCGCGCACGGUCAAGCCACGACGGCCAGCACGCGCAGCGCGUCCGACCAACUUCAACCCCACUCUCGACAUCUUCGAAGACGUUGCGCACGAGGAGGAGCGUCGCACAGAGGUGGACAGCAGGAGGAGUCGUCGCGCAACAGUCCUGUCCGACGGCGCGAAAGUCAAGAAGAGCACCCUUCUUGCGCAGCCAGCCCAGAAGAUCCCAAGAGCGCCGCCGGUCCAAGAUCCAGUGCUCAAGUCGCAUCGCAAGCGCGUGUCGCAGGUGUUGAUGGACCGGGAGUCGCCGAACGUAAAUGCGACCAUCAAGCUGCAGGAAGACGUGCUCGACAAGAAAGACUUGAAGCGACCCAAGAAAGACCUACGACGAAGGACCAUCUACGUGCCCUCCGACGACACCACAUACUUGACGAUUCACCCCGGGCAAUCCGUACACGAACCGCGCAAAGCCCGGGAGACGUCGCCGGACAUUGGGCUGGACCUGGUCACGGUAUCGGACGAGGACACUACAAGCUUGGUCUCAGUGCUCAAGAAGGAGAAGGUCCCUCGUAAAUCGCUGGCUGCACCGCCCAAGCGAGGCCCUCUGAGCACGUCUUCGCGAUCACUCCAAAGCGUGUCGUUCUCGAGCGAUGUGGCAGGCUCUGGAGACGGAAAGGAGAAUCUGCCGCCCGGCACGGCCAAGAUUGAGAAGAAGAGCACUGGCACACACAUCGAGAUCAACUUCCCCAAGGCGCUGACGAAGAGCACGUCCGUGGCCGAGGCAAAGGCCCGCGUCAAGUCUUCGAAGAGCUCUGAUGUGCCGUCGGCAAGAUCGGACGUCAGGUCUCGCGUGAAGUCUGAGGCCCGGGCGCGGCCAGAGAAGCGUUUGCGAGAACAGACCAGCUGCGAGCGCAUUCCAGCGAAAUCGAUCAAGGCUCGAGCUGAUGGCACAGCCUCUGCGGCCAGCAGUCUUGCAGCGCACAAGGCAGCUCUCAAGGAGCACAACGCAGCCAUCAAGAAUGCCAAACCCAGAGUCACCAGGACGCGCCCAAUUCUGCCCUCUUCGUCCUCGCCUUUCCACACCGACAAGACCCCGCCGGCUGCAUUGCGUCGCCAGAGAGCAGCGCCUGCGAACAUCCAGAUGAUGCACGUCGUUGGGAAGCCGCAGCAGGCACGCGAGAAGUACCCUGUGCUUGAGGAGGAUAUUGCGCGACCGGAGAUGUACGAGGACAACUGGCUCACAUAUCAGGAGGUCGCCAUCACGCAGCUCUUGAACUCGAUGUUUGACUCGGCCAACACCAACCACGACGAACAGAGUCCUGAAGAGCUGAGGAAGAAGAUGCUGGCGCUGUACCACGAGCCAUCGAUGCCUCCACUGCACAAACGCCUGCAAGCCUCGCUCCAGUUUGGCGCCUUGAGCAUCCCGAAAGACCUCCUCGCUCAGACUCUCCGACUCAAGGACGAUGUUGGCAUGAGGAAGAAAUUCCUGAACCUCUGGACAAAGACGUACGAUCUCAGCGCGUUGCGAGCGGCCGUCGAGACGAUUGUGGGACGCCAGAUCACAACCCCCUCACGACUAUCGACAGGCUCGACGUGCUCUGACGAUGGCUCGCGUGUGUUCCGCGCCGAACGACGAGCUAUCGAGCACUUCCUGGACGCUUUUUUGAUUAAGAACGAGGAUGCUGUUCGCGUUAAGCCUGGUGUUGGUAGCAUUGCUAGCAUCACGCGUGGGGAGGACGAUUUUGGGUCGCAGGGGUGGUCGUGGCGGCGUACGGCGCUGCGCAGUCUGAUGCUGGUGCUACUGCUCGACAAGGCAAAGGCAAUGGACGUCCUGCCUGGCUGCCUCUUUCAAUCCACAUCGCCUUACAAGACGUCGGUGGAUGUGCUGCACCACCUCUCGGCCAUGCUCCUCCCUUCGCACGGCGACAUCACGCGACCGCUGGGCCAUCUAAACUACAAGGUUGACCACGCCCAGUACCCGCUGCAGGAGUACACUUACCACAUCGACAACAUUGCGGUUGACCUGCGGGACGGUAUCAUCCUCACUCGUCUUGUGGAGUUGCUGCUCUACCCGUCCAGCACACUCGCUGCACAGCACGAUGAGACCGUCACCAUCUCUUUGCCGACCGGUGAGCUGCUGACUUCCGACACUACGCAAAAGGACAGCUGGGUCAUGUCGCAGCACCUCAAGUUCCCAGCCAUCGGCCGACCGCAGAAAGCCUACAACGUGCAGGUUGCCCUGUCCGCGCUCGAGGGCGUUCACCAAGCAGCAGGCGCCGUCACUGCGUCUGAGGUUGUCGACGGCCACCGCGAAAAGACCCUCAGCCUUCUCUGGUCGCUGGUUGGCACUCACGGGCUUGGGAGUCUGGUUGACUGGCCGCAUAUUGUGAAAGAGAUCGCCCGCUUCAAGCAGCAGUGGUACUCGCGCCGCAACAAAUUCGAAGAGGACGAUCUCGACUCCGACUCCGACACCGAGCUCGACAGCCCGACCACAGACGAUCUGACGCACCACACGCGCCUGCUGCUCGACUGGGCUCGUUCGAUUGCACGCCUCCACGGCCUGCGCAUCACCAACCUGAGCACCUCGUUCGCCGACCCCAAAGCUCUCUCCUGCAUUAUCGACACGUACCUGCCCGCGUCCGCCGCACACACCAGUCUCGCCGCCAAACUCGCCGCCGCGGGCUGCUCGGCCUCGUUCACCCGCCUCUUCUCCCCGCAACACCCCUCCGCCAAGACGAUCCCGAGCAAACCUUUUACCACGCUCGCCCUCGCCUUUCUCGCCUCCCGCCUACCCCCGCUCCUCGCGCACCACCGCGCCGCAUCAACAAUCCAGACUGCUUUCCGCGCCCAUCUUCUCCGCCGCACGCUCGCCGCGCGCCUGAAGACGCUGCUCGUUGCGCAGGCCGCGGCGCGUGUGGCGCGUGAGCGUAUCAGGGUGGUGGAUGCGGUGCGUGUGCUGCAGCGGCGGUGGAGGGGGGUUUUGGAGCGCAGGAGGGCGGCGGUGGAGAAGGCGAUUGGGUUGUUUCAGGGGCUGGCGAGGGGGUGGGCGGUGCGGAGGUGGGCGAGGAGGGUUACUGUUGGACGGGUUGGAGGGAAGGAGAGGGUGAGGAGGGGGAGGGGCGGGUGGUGA